UUUUUCUUACAUAGUUAUAGCGUCUGUAUCUAGAUCUUGAUACUAUUCGAAUUAAUUAUUAUAUAGAAUAGCUAUUGUUAACGAAAUCUUAUUUCGGAGAGAUGUCAACAUUAUGGCGGACAAAAACUGCUCAUAUGAAUAAUAUUUGCUUCAGCUCUAGUAGGUGAUGCACCUGAAGGAUCUUCAAUUAUACAUUUAACAAGCUGCUAAACAAAUUUCUCUUCACGCUGGAGUCUGAGGAGAUGAUUACAUCUUGCGACACCCAGGAUUUCAUUCCUUUCGGCAGAGACUACAUCCGCCGUCAUCCUGGGCAGUUUCAGAUCAAAAGAAAAUGUGAUUCCCCGAUAGCUGAUCAAGGCUUCACACUUUUCAACUCUUUUAAGGAAAUCACUUUACAGGACUCUAUAAAGCAGAAAGAAAGCUGGGUUUUUAGAGAACAUGGCCGUGAUGUUGUCUUUGAUGAGGAGCUCUACGUUAAUGGGACCACUGUGGUGUGGAGUCGAGGCAGCCAAGGCAAUUUCAGGACUGUUGUCAAGGCAUUCACCAUGGACUCACCUGUACUGCAGGCACUCUGGGCUUCUUUUGUGAUAUCUCCCGGUGGAAAUACUGUAGAUUCAAGCUCCUCAAUGGGUUCUGCUGGCAAGGAGCAGAAAGGCAUAUGUACAGUCGAGUCCAGCACGGUCAGCUUUUUUGAUCUUGAUGGUGGAGAGUACUCAAGCUCAUUGCCAUUUCAGGUCUCUCACACCUGGCUUAUCAGAAAUGGACUUUUAUUUGAAAGAACUUUAACACACGCUGAGAUGAAGUCUGUGAAAAAGAAUUGUCCAAGCCAGACUAUUUUCUUCAGCAUGUUGCAUCCAUUGGAUGAGGUGGCUCCUGUCAUUACCAAAAUUUCUGCUCCCAGUGGCUCCCCCAAGAUUUCUUACUUCACUGACAGUAAUGUAUCAGUUAUAUUCACCAACUGUGAGCCCUCCAUUGCAGUAACUUUUGAUUCACUGACAGGCUUGCAUUCUGUAUGGAGGAUAAGGCGUGCCAGACAAGAGGAGAUCACAGUCUUGACUGCAUCAUGGGACAGCACUUCUUUCUUGUACACUGCCACACCUUAUAAUGGCAGAGCUGGUCUCAAUAUCUCUGGCAACCUUUCCCAACAGCUGGCCAACGUGUCUUUGAGCCAUUCAUCAAGUUUAUCACCAAUGAGAACAUUCUCUAGCAAGGUGAUGUCCCCUAGUGGCAUCAUGCGCUCUAGUCCCGGACUAACAAACAAAGUUCAAACUCACCAAAGCCCAGUGGCCAUCAACCAAGCCCUCUAUAGAUUCCACACCCCUCCUCCACUUGCGAGGUCACCUAGCAUGUUCAUGUACCCCAAUGGAGGUUCUCCACAAAAUGGGUCUUUCCUUGGCAAUGAAAGCAUUGGCCCUGAUCCUAUGAAUUCAUUACAACCGAGUGUCUGCUUGGAGCAGCUCUGGUCAGAAAGUGCACCACAAACUGGAGAGAAAUCCUUAGGGAAAGCAUCCAAAGCCUUCCUGACAGAGGAUCUGUGUGGUCAGCAGUUUUUAUGUUGCAUGGUUCCUUAUAGGCAACAUCUCAGGUGUUUGAAAUUUGAAGAAAGCAAUGAUGGCAGUCAGUUGAUAUUUGGUUCAGUCACAGUGAUACAUGCAAAAGAUGCCACACCUAUUCAAAGUGAUAACAUGAUGUUGGUCCUAGAAACAUCUGGCCUACUUAUUCUCUACACAGGGACUACUAAGAUAAGUCAAGUUCAUAUUCCAGUCCUGCCACUGGGCACUGGGUCUGUCAGCUUACUUCGCUCCAUCAACACACCCUACGGUAGCCCAAUGAGAGGGGAAGUAUUCACUAGUAGCCGGCCACCAUCUGCCAUGGAUAUCAGAUUUGACGAUGAGAUGUAUUCCAUGUUUUGCCAGAUGACCCACAUCUCGCCUGUGUCUGCCAACUUGGAGGACUCUGUUGGUCAACUGGAUGGGUCCAUGGGAGGGCAGGUCAUGGUGACCCCUGGCAGCAACUUUAUCCAGAAUCUCAGGGAUAAUGUUGGCAAGAAGUUCUCUGCUGAGUUGAUAAAUGGAACUUUGGUGAGAACAGAGUUGCCCCCCAUGACCACCUCCCCUGGAAUUGAUUUAACUUUAAAAGCCUUGAAAUACCUGCUACCUAAAGAUGUUGCACUACAAGUUCUGGGACGCUGGUAUACGACUCGCAACUCUCCUGGCUCUGUGGGCUGUGUUUCUGAGUGGCUCAUGUUUUACAAGUGCCUUCUGGGCAUGAUGGGCUAUGACACGUGCAAGCUAGGUUUGACAUCAAAUAAAGAUGGGGAUGGCUCAAUCUCACCUGUGCUUCAGUCCAAGAAAGCGAAACCUUCUGACCAAGGAGCAGAUGAGGACUGGGACUACUUGGUUAAAAGUGUGCACCAUGGGCUAUCGGCAUAUACUCAGCAGCUAUUUGACAUGGAAGAUAGUUGUUCCACGUCACACAUCCAGACAUCAAGACCAUGUUCGAUAAACAGUACUGCCCUACUGUAUCAGUUCUGUCCUGCAGUCAUGUUGGCACUGCAUCUUGUAUACGAGGAGCUGAAAUUACACACACUUUUGCAGGAGGAUCUCUGUUCUCUGGCACCCCUGGUACAUCAAAUAGCAUGUGACUUGAAGUGUGACAGUUACACAGACUGCUAUCGGAGGGACUUCCCACAUUUGUUUGAGAAGAUUGACGACGUUAGUCAGGUGACAGAAGAGGACCUUAGUAAAAUGCAGUACCCACAGAUCUUCCCAUCUGAGGCCCCAACUGUCCUUGGGUGGAUCAAUCAAGCUCUAGCUACAGGACCGUGCCCAAAACCUAUGCUGUACAUUCCUGUGUGUGAAAACAUCAGAAAAGUGAUCAUAGUGUAUGCUGUUGCCAGGUUGGUCAGUGAAGGUCUACCAGUUGAACUGUGUGUGGAGAGGUGCUUAAAGAAAAUAGCCCCAGCUGGUCACAGGGCUCCCACGGCAGAUACAACCUUGUCAUUUUCUUUGUCUGAGAAUGUCUGGAUGUCCAAAGCAGAGGCAAUUGUUUUGACUAUGUCAGAGCUGAACCUAAGCCAGAGAGACAUUGACUGCCUGCCUAUUGGUAUGAGUAUUCCAAUGAGAGAAGCCUGUCUGAUAUGUAGGUCAGAGCCUCGAUCUGACUGGCCAAAGAAUGUUUACAUUCUAAUAGGACGGCAAGACUUAUCAGAUCUGGCCUCCAUCACCUCUUCUACACCCAGUUACAACAGAGCCAAGUCUGCUCCCAGGGAGAGGGAGGACCUGGAGAAGGAAGAUGAGGAUGGGAUGGAACACCUGGAUGAGGAAGUGCUGAAGCUCAGGUUUCCCAAAGACUUGAGGAUACAAGAAGUGAAGAGACUUCUCCAGUCAGCACGGCCUGUCAUUGUUGCCAUCAAGCAACGCCCUGAGGUGAAUGACCAUGACUUCAUUGAAGAGCAGGAGAAGGCAUUGUUGGCCACGUGCGUUAGGACAAUGGCUUUGCCAGUUGGAAGGGGUAUUUUGACACUGCACACUUGCCAGCCUCUACUGACAGAAACUCUACCUAUACCCAAACUUUGUUUAACUGGCAAGUCACCUCCCAGAAAUACUACAGUUGAUUUCACAAGGAUAGAGGUACCAUCCAACAUGUCUGUCUGGCCACAGUUUCACAAUGGUGUGGCCGCAGGCUUGAGAAUAGCUGAUUCAACACAGGUGGAAUCUGCCUGGAUCAUCUAUAACAAGCCAAAAGAACUGACCAAUGAGUUUGGUGGUUUCCUGAUGGCCCUGGGUCUGAAUGGACAUCUGCCCAAGUUGUGCACUUUCAACAUUCAUGAAUAUAUUAGUGAAGGCAAUGAGCUUGUCACUAUUGGUAUAUUGCUGGGGAUGUCAGCUGCUAAGAGAGGAAGUAUGGACCAGACAGUUAUUAAAGCUUUAGGUGUCCAUGUCUCUGCACUGCUACCUCCCACCUCAGUGGAGCUAAACAUAGCCCACAAUACACGUGUUGCAGCCAUAUUGGGCGUGGGCUUACUGUAUCAAGGCACAGGGCACUUGUACAUGGCUGAAGUGAUGUUGUCAGAAAUUGGUCGACCACCAGGACCUGAGAUGGAGAACUGUGUGGAUAGAGACUCUUAUGCACUUUCAGCUGGUUUGUCUUUAGGGCUUAUUAUGUUUGGUAAAGGGAACCAGACCAUGGGAAUGUCAGAUCUUAGUAUGGCUGACCUGUUGUGUCAUUUGAUGGUAGGAGGUCACACCAAGCCCAUGUUGUGGCCAAACAGAGACAGAGUAUACAAGGCCCCAAGUUUUCUCAUUAAGGAAGGGGACAGGGUCAAUGUGGACGUCACAUCACCAGGGGCAACCCUUGCUCUUGGAAUGAUCUUCUUCAAUACUUCAAACAGUGCUGUAUCAGAUUGGCUUAAAGCCCCACAGACACAGUUCAUGUUGGAUCAAGUCCGGCCUGACUUUUUGUGUUUGAGAACAAUCAGUCAUGGACUUGUCAACUGGGAUAUGAUUCUGCCAACUGCAGCCUGGGUUGAAGGAAAUAUACCAGAAAUUGUCAAGAAAUAUGCAUUUUACAAGCCACAACCAGACACUAACAAUGACCUUGACCCAUCAAUUGACCUACAGACAAUGAGCCAAGCUUACUGCAACAUAACAAGUGGGGCAUGUUUGGUGAUGGGCUUGAAGUUUGCUGGAUCAGCUAAUAGGGAGGCUUAUAAAACAAUGCUUGACAGUCUUGGUGGAUCACUAAAACUACUUGGGGACCAAUAUCUUCUGGACCAAGCCGGACGGUCAACAGUAGAGAAUUGUAUCAGCAUCAAAGUUUUGUCAUUAGCCAUUGUGAUGGCAGGAACUGGUGACCUUAUGACAUUAAGAAUCUGCCGUGCACUCCGUCGUCGUGUGGGAGCUCAGUAUCAUCAGUUUACCUACGGGAAUCACAUGUGUAUAGCCAUGGCCAUUGGACUUCUGUUUCUAGGUGGUGGAAAGUUUACAUUGAAGACAACUCCUGAAGCAGUAGGAGCCAUGUUGUGUGCCUUCUACCCUCAGUGGCCUGUCAUCAGUUCAGAUAACAAAUACCACCUUCAAGCCUUCAGACACCUGUAUGUUUUAGCAUGUGAGCCAAGACUGAUCAUUCCACGAGAUGUGGACACUGGACGAUUUUGUUUUGUACCUUUACAGAUUAAAUUCAAGGGUUGUGCCUCCUACAAGCCUGUCUCCUUCCAAUGUGGAGCCCCUUACAUAGUGCCAGAGUUGAAUAAACUGGAAGAAGUGCAAGUGUAUGGAGCAAGGUAUUGGCCAAUCACUUUCAGGGUGGACAAAAACUGGGACAGUCUUGUUUUAUUGCUCCAGAAAGGAGGUGUUUUACCUGUAAAGAAAAGAGCUGGGCAUUUAUCUUACAUGGAGGAUCCAAAGGGUUACAGAAGUGCUCUGGCCAAGUCAUUGACAGCAGACAACUCUUGUCACUUCACAAGCCAUUCUGAUGUUAUCAAGUCUUUCACUUCCGAUGCUAAAAUCACAUCACUAGCUGAGUUUUUUAUCAAGCAAGAUAUUAGUGACAAUGGCAUAAUGCAAGAGUUAUCGUCCAUCAUCUACCAGUGUGUCACUCAAGAGAAGGUGGAAGCUAUCUGUCCACAUUUUAUCCUGAAACAUAUUGGUCAAUAUUUUGCCAACAAGAGCAGCACCCUAGGCCUUCAACAGAUCAAGCUAGUCAUGAACUAUUACACCAGUUCUCACUGUCUGAUCAAGUCUGGUUCCAGUCGUCUCAUCCACACAGAAUUUCUGUUAAGUUUGAGGUGUAAGAUUGAAGAACUGUUGGACUUGUGGCUGCAAGAAAAUGAGGUCAUUUUGCUGCAGUAUUUUCAUGGUCAAACAACUGACCAAGCAGUUGGCCAUUUGGCUCAUUUCUUAGUUUGGUUUUCCAUCCCUGGAAGGCAAGACCUCACAGAAAGUAUUUUCAAUGACUGUCCAGCCCUCCCACUACUGGCCAGUCUGUUUCCACAACUCACAAUGGCUGGACUGAUAAGGCUGCACAGGAGUUUAACUUCCGAAAGGCUCUGACACUGACAUUAUUUUAGGGAUAUCUGUGUACCUAAGCAUGCUGUGUGUGUGUGUAGCUUAGGAUGCUUUGAGUGUGUAACUAAGGAUGCUUUGUGUGUGUGGCUGAAGAUGCUGUGUGUGUGUGUAGCUAAGGAUGCUUUGUGUGUGUAGCUGAAGAUGCUGUGUGUGUGUAGCUAAGGAUGCUGUGCAUCUAAAUAAGGAUAUUAAGUGUGUGCCUAGCUUUGAUUGCUGUUUGUGUGUAAAUUAAAUUGAUUCACUUGUUAUGUUUCUGUACAAAGAGGCUUCACUUGUGAAUGUCUGUGGAAUGUCUUCUCUUAUUACAUUUCAACAGGCUACUCUUAAUUUAUGUCUGUAAAGUAAGACUUCAGCUGUUAAUGCUAGGAUAAUAUCUGUCUUUGUAUCUUGUUAUUGAAAGUAACUUAAGAUUUGUAUUGCUGAUAUAGUCACUGAUUUAGUGCAUUAGAAACGAUUAAAGAAAACAAUGAUGUUAUAAGUAAAGCGAAUGCAUGAAUUCAUGAUUUUAAAAAUAUUAUGAAUGGAGCUAAAAAUAGCUAAUUGACCUUUAUUCAAUUUUUUUAUGAAAACAUUGGUGAACGAAUUUAGAUCUAUGUAAAAAAUGCUUUAGAAAAACAAAUUUGAAUGUUAAUUUGAUUAAAAUAUGAAAUGAAUGAA
Molecule: messenger RNA, 6725 nt
Organism: Biomphalaria glabrata
Lineage: Eukaryota; Metazoa; Mollusca; Gastropoda; Planorbidae
Product: anaphase-promoting complex subunit 1-like
Exons: 51
Coding region: 243-6053 (1936 amino acids)
Biological process (GO): anaphase-promoting complex-dependent catabolic process; protein K11-linked ubiquitination; metaphase/anaphase transition of mitotic cell cycle
Cellular component (GO): anaphase-promoting complex
Molecular function (GO): molecular adaptor activity
Source: RefSeq, a predicted model, not a curated record